GUAAAUCUUACUGUUUUGUGGUAAUUCUUACUGCUGGAUAUCUUCAUUUAAUAACACAGUAUAAAAACGAGAGACCUGCCUGACUGUUCGAGUGAAAGGUCGAAGAUACAACCGCUGUUUUAAAACCUACUUGAAGCACUUCGGUUAAGAACAUAGUAUUUACAUUUGGUAACCCACAAAGAAAUAGACUUUAAAAAAACGUGGAAAAGUAUGUUUGCAGUGAGACUUGGUAUAGUUGAAGAAGUGGACUAUUAGAAUUAGAAACACCGCAAUUCCAACUUUUGACUGUUUUGAGGUAGAGCAAUACUUGGAGUUCCAGUUAUUGAGUCUUCUGAGAACUAGUUGCUGCCAUGGAGGUUAUAAGUCCCCAGGUGUAUAACAACUGCUACAUCCAGGAAGAACUCAUGGACAUAAGCAGUGGACCUUGCAGUAGCUCGAUCAAUGGCAUCACGUCCAGCACAGGCAAACCCCCAGCUAAGUAUUCCGACCCUUCCACAAUCGAACCGCCGGCGAGUCUUCACGAGCUCAUCGCGAGACUACACGAAGUGUUUGAGUCUGACGACAUCAGCGUGGAGUAUGUGCAAAAAUUGAUGACGUCAUACAAGAGCAACAGGAAGGAGUGGAAAAAAUAUGCGAAGUUCGACCAGUUCAGGUACACAAGAAACUUGAUCGAUGCAGGCAAUGGCAAGUUUAAUUUAAUGAUACUUUGUUGGAACGAAGGCCAGGGCAGCAGUAUACAUUCCCACGCUAACUCACACUGCUUUCUUAAAGUCAUAGAUGGUAAAGUGAAAGAAGAGCUCUUUGAAUGGCCAGAUUCUGAAGGCACCAUGAAAAAAUGUGCUGAAAAUGAAUAUGACAAAGACCAAUGUGCAUAUAUCAAUGAUAGCCUUGGCCUUCACCGAGUUGAAAAUGUCAGCCACAUCAACAAAGCUGUGACCCUCCACCUAUACAGUCCACCAUUUGAUGUUUGUCAGUGUUUCGAUGAAAGAACUGGCAAAGCUGUAACAUCCAAAGUAACAUUCUGGUCCAAAUAUGGCAGAAGGACUCCAUUUGGACGUAAUCCAGAUGAGGCUGGCUGUUGUGUCAUUGAAAAUAACUAGACCAUCACAGUGUGACCAAAGAAUAAACAGCUGAAUAAGAGAAAAGUUGUUUUUGUUUUUGUUUUGUAUUACAAUAUAGCUCAAUGAGGACUUUAACAAAAGGGCAUUGCUUAGGUUAAUGCCAAAAUUAUUUCACCAAUAUAUAGCUGUAACUGGGUGUUCUUGGGAUUAAGUUUAUAUUUUUUGUUAUACAAGUUUUUAGCUUGUAUUCACUAGGCAUCUAUGUCUACAUGAUUUUUGUUUUAUCUUACAUUGUGCCUUCCAUACAUAUUUUAACAAUAAAAAAAAUAUAAAGCUUUGCUUAUCGAAUAUCCAAUUUUAUAAUUAGAACAAAAAUUUUUAAUUUGUUGAAAAAAAAAAACAAACAACUGAAGUGCCUGAAAGAAA
Messenger RNA from Biomphalaria glabrata, 1487 nucleotides. RefSeq names its product cysteine dioxygenase type 1-like. Gene Ontology annotation, molecular function: cysteine dioxygenase activity; ferrous iron binding. The coding region runs from base 351 to 1100 and encodes 249 amino acids. The record is from RefSeq and is a predicted model, not a curated record. The transcript is spliced from 8 exons. NCBI's taxonomy places the organism in Eukaryota, Metazoa, Mollusca, Gastropoda, Planorbidae. Gene Ontology annotation, biological process: L-cysteine catabolic process.